Dichomitus squalens LYAD-421 SS1 is the source of this 1179-nucleotide messenger RNA. RefSeq names its product Homocysteine S-methyltransferase. NCBI's taxonomy places the organism in Eukaryota, Fungi, Basidiomycota, Agaricomycetes, Polyporales, Polyporaceae. Gene Ontology annotation, molecular function: S-adenosylmethionine-homocysteine S-methyltransferase activity. The record is from RefSeq and is a predicted model, not a curated record. Gene Ontology annotation, biological process: S-methylmethionine cycle. The transcript is spliced from 2 exons. Bases 1 to 1155 code for a protein of 384 amino acids.
AUGACAUCACUGUCCGUCCAGGGCACGACGCUCGAAGAUGUUUUCCGCCAGAAGCUCGGUUAUCCGUUAUGGUCUGCUACUCCAGUUGACAAAGACCCCGAGGCAAUCAUCUCCGCGCAUCUAGCAUUCCUGCGCGCGGGGGUGGAUGUCAUCACCACAUCCACGUAUCAAGCAGCAUAUCGCACGUACGAGAUAGCAGGAUACUCGCGCGAAGACGCGAAACGCCUCAUGCUUGAAGCAGUCAAAUUAGCAAUCGAGGCCAAGCGGCGGUACCUCCAGGAGAUAGGACAAAACGGUGGGACCGACGCGGAGCCAUCGCGGAGGGUGAAGAUUGCUCUAUCCCUGGGUCCGUAUGGAGGCACUCUCUCUCCGGCACAAGAGUUCAACGGAUUCUAUCCUCCGCCUUUCGGACCAGCUUCUUCGGGCGCCUUCGAGUCGAACGUAUUCAGCGACACCGAGGAAGGGCUAAAGCAGCUGAGCAUGGCGAUAGAAGCCCUGGAAGAGUUCCACUACGAACGGCUGGAAGUAUUCGCCGAAAACAGGGAGGUGUGGGAUGAGAUAGAUUUCGUCGCCUUCGAGACGGUACCCCUACGCAGGGAGAUCACAGGAAUAAGGCGAGCGGUAGCCAAACUACAGAAGACGAAAGGGCUGGAGCAAGUGGCACGAUCCGGCGCGUCUGAAGUGAACACGAUGAAGCGAUGGUGGAUCAGCACCGUAUACCCCGACGGACGUUAUCCAGAAAUGAAACCUGGGGGAGGACAGGCGACCGUUGCCGAGGUCGCGGAAGCUGCCUUGCUCGGUGAGGACGAGCGGCUAAGUGUCCCGUGGGGGUUCGGAAUCAACUGCACCAGUCCAGAAUUUCUACCGCCGCUGCUACAGGAGGCACGAGACGUGGCGAGGCGGUCCUGGGAGUUGCACGGAGUGAAACCAUGGCUGGUUUUGUAUCCGAACGGCGGCGACGUUUACAACCCAGAGACGCAUUCUUGGCUGGGGCAGAGGGAGGGCGUGUCUGGAUGGGCGACGCACCUAUGCGCUGCGGUGAUGGACAACGCUCGGGACGGAGUAUGGGGAGGAAUCGCUGUAGGAGGAUGCUGCAAGACUGGACCUGACGAGAUAUCAGAGCUGAGGAACGAGUUGCGCAACCAAUUCGAGUAGCAGCAUAAGAAUGUAUCAGUUUGC